AUAAGAUGAUCUUUGGAAGUGGAACCAGAUUAACCAUUGAACCCAGGGCAGAGUACGAGCCAUCCUACUUCAAACUGCAACAUGACGGGACCACGGCUUGCUUGGCCACCGGUUUCAGCAGACACAAUGCUGCACUUGGCCAUCGUAACUACUCAAACCUUUUCAACGAUUCUGAGGCUGUACGCAUAUCUCCAGACCUCGCUCUGUACAACCAGGUCAUUUUUCUAGAUGAUGGUGAAGAUGCAUGUGAAGAAUCCAGUGGUGAAGAUGUUCCAUGUGUAGAUACUAUGUCACCAGAUAAGACGGUGAGCAUGGCAUCUGUGGCCGUCCUGGGCUUACGAGUGAUCCUCUUCAAGACCAUUGUCUUCAACGUCCUGCUGACGAUGCGGCUGUGGAUCAGUCAGUGAACCCAGCAAACCUUCACCAGAAAGAAGAAAUCUCCAUGAUGAAGAUGCACAGAACAGCCUGUUGAUCCUGUGUUAGAACGUGUAUAAAUCUCACGUCAGCUGUUCGUCCCUGUGGACAGACGUGAAGCUUUCCUGUGUCACAUGUAAUGCUGAUUAUUUUUUGAAAAAUAAUAAUUCAUAUUGUUGCUGUUUUAUUCUUUCUGUCCUGAUGAUGUAAAUAUCACACUGACAUUUAACACGCUGCUCUGUCAUAUCUGCUGUGUACAAUAAAAACUGGAAAACG
Molecule: messenger RNA, 690 nt
Organism: Stegastes partitus (bicolor damselfish)
Lineage: Eukaryota; Metazoa; Chordata; Actinopteri; Pomacentridae
Source: RefSeq, a predicted model, not a curated record